Penicillium argentinense is the source of this 1230-nucleotide messenger RNA. RefSeq names its product TDT family transporter. Gene Ontology annotation, cellular component: plasma membrane. Gene Ontology annotation, molecular function: sulfite transmembrane transporter activity. The transcript has 5 exons. Gene Ontology annotation, biological process: sulfite transmembrane transport; transmembrane transport. NCBI's taxonomy places the organism in Eukaryota, Fungi, Ascomycota, Eurotiomycetes, Eurotiales, Aspergillaceae. The coding region runs from base 1 to 1230 and encodes 409 amino acids. The record is from RefSeq and is a predicted model, not a curated record.
AUGGCUGAUACGCUGCGACAGGGCGCAGAGUCGCCACACGAGUCCAGCCCAGCGUCAUCUUCGCCCAUUCAAAGGCCAUGCAUCGCGAAACACGACCAUGGGUGGAGGAGAGUCGUUCUCAACUUUACACCAUCCUGGUUCUCCGUCACAAUGGGGACGGGUAUCGUCUCGAUUCUACUCUAUAACCUUCCCUACAAUGGAAUAUGGCUCUAUUGGAUCUCAGUGGUUAUAUUCGCACUGAACGUUCUCUUCUUCGCACUGGGAUUUAUUAUCAGCAUUCUGCGAUACACAUUGUAUCCUGAGGUCUUCAAGGUGAUGAUCACACAUCCGGUUCAGUCUAUGUUUAUGGGGGCCUUUCCGAUGGGCCUUGCGACGAUCAUCAAUAUGUUUUGCUUCGUCUGUGUCCCGCACUGGGGCGAUUGGGCGCGGUAUUUUGCGUGGGGUCUUUGGAUCUUCGACGCGGUAAUUUCCGUGAUGACGGCCUUGUCGCUGCCUUUUGUCUUGAUGGCCAAAGGAAGUGAAACGCACCUGUCCUCCAUGACAGCGGUAUGGCUUCUGCCCAUCGUCAGCUCUAUCGUUGCAGCCUCAUCAGGGGCAGUCGUCGCGGGAAUACUUCCCAAUGAUCAGUACGCCCUGUGGACGCUGAUCACCAGUUAUGUUCUAUGGGGAAUGGGUCUACCCCUUGCGUUGAUGGUGAUGGUGAUUUAUCUGAUGCGGUUGACACUCCACAAGUUGCCACCAAAGGCCGUGAUCGUGAGUGUCUUUCUUCCGCUGGGCCCACUGGGACAGGGUGGAUAUGGUGCAAUGAAGCUAGGACAAGGAGCCCAACUGAUCUUCCCCAAGACAAAUACGCUUGAGCAAUCUUCCGGCCCAAUAUUUUACACACUGGGUUUUCUGAUCGCGCUGAUCUUAUGGUCGUUCGGGCUUGUCUGGCUGUUUUUCGCAACCGCCUCGAUCGCUCGAUCGAAGAAUUUCCCGUUUAAUAUUGGCUGGUGGGGCUUUACAUUCCCGCUAGGGGUAUUUGCGGCGAGCACAGUGCAAAUGGGGAGUGAGCUGCCUUCUAAAUUUUUCAAUAUUCUAGGAACCGUUAUUUCAUUAUUUGUGGUUGUGCUUUGGGGUAUUGUCAGCUUGGGCACACUGCGCGGGGUUGUUUCUGGAAAGCUGUUCCAUGCGCCGUGCCUGGCAGAUCUUCGGAUGGAAGAAGAGAAGGAUAUGAACAAAGCGGCGUAA